Sarcophilus harrisii (Tasmanian devil) is the source of this 4345-nucleotide messenger RNA. RefSeq names its product prominin 1 (gene PROM1). Lineage: Eukaryota; Metazoa; Chordata; Mammalia; Dasyuromorphia; Dasyuridae. The record is from RefSeq and is a predicted model, not a curated record. Bases 390 to 2999 code for a protein of 869 amino acids. Gene Ontology annotation, cellular component: apical plasma membrane; cell surface; cilium. Gene Ontology annotation, molecular function: cholesterol binding. The transcript has 29 exons.
GGAGGAGGCUGGGGCUGCGGUGGCGGCAGCUGUGCUGGAGCGGAGCGGGAGCCCACGACGUGCCUUAGCCCGGCCGCAGCUGCAGAACUAGGUGCUAAGCUAGGCAGGGGGAGAGGGGAAACAGCUGCCAACAGCUGCCGGGCGCAGGGUUGGUGUCCCGUCUCACUCCUAGGAAAGACCUCCUCCUUCAGCUCCGAGCAGAUGCCCCCUUAAUCCGGGGAGGAGGAGGAGCAGCAGCCGCCUGGGAAGCCUGAUGAACACACCUGCCCAUGCCACUGGUCUGCUUCACAGAAAGCCGGCUCGCCACCUGCCAGAAACAUUUCCCAGCUUCAGGAGCAGAAGCGAGCCCCCCCAACCCCUCCCUCAUGUUUUCUGAAUCUUGUUAAACUAUGGCUCUCGUCCUCUGCUUACCGCUGCUGCUGGCGCUGCUCCGAGGGCCCGUUUCCGAGGCGCAGGCUGGGCCCCGGACCACCCCGGGAACGCUGGACUUGGGCUACCUCCCUGCUGGCAACUAUGAGACUAACAUACAAGUCGAUUCGGGGCCCAUCGAAAUUUUGUUCCGAGUUGUCCGAGCCUUCCUUUUUGUGGUGCAGCCCAACCCUUUCCCUGAAGACCUCAUCACAAAGACCGUACAACGAAAAUUUGAAUACAUAAAGAGUGAUUAUCAGAAGGUGGUCCACUAUGAGCUCGGCUUUCUCAUCCUGGCCGUCCUGGGAUUGCUGUUUGUGGUGCUGCUGCCCCUCGUGGGGCUGUGCUUCUGCAUGUGCCGCUGCUGCAACAACUGCGGAGGGGAGAUGCACCAGCGACAGAAGAAGAACGGGGACUGUCGCCGGCGGGGCUUCGCCGCUUCGCUCCUGGUGAUUUCCCUGAUAAUGAGUAUUGGUGUUUUUUGUGCCUUUGCCGCAAACCAUCAUCUUACCAUGCAAAUUAAAGGAGUUCAGCCCCUAAUAAAGAGCAAUUUUAAAGACCUGAGAACUCUUCUGACCCAUACUCCAGAGCAAAUUGAUUAUCUAGUGAACCAAUUCAAUAUCCCAAAGAAUCAAGCACUGUUAGAUCUUGACAAUAUUGGACCAUUACUCGGAGGCCGAGUCCAAGAUCAGUUAGGAAAGCAAGUCCUCCCGGCUCUUGAUGCAGUUCUAACUAUGGCAGGAGCGAUCCAGGAAACCCGAGAGUCCCUGGAGAACGUGAACGCCUCCAUAGAGAUCCUCCAGGAGGGCACCCACAGGCUCAGCGCCAACCUCACCCGGGCCAGGGAGAACCUAAACAACACCCUCAACGACGACGCCUGCUCCGAGGCUCGGGCCGCCUCCACCUGCAGCGUCAUCAGGAACUCACUGAACCAGCUGAGCAUCAAUGCCAACUUCAGCCGGCUUCCACCAGUGACCUCACAGCUUGCUAAAGUCAACGAUGUUCUUAGAAUUGAUUUAGCCCAUCUGGUCCAAAAGGGAUAUGCAGCAUUUAAUAAUACGCCUAAAUUGGUGAAGAAUCAAACCGAGAAUAUCAUAGCAGCCCUUCCCUAUAUCAAAAGUACUUUGGAUUCCAUCGGCACAAAUAUCACUGAUGCAAUCAAAGCGCUUCCUAUUCAGAAGAUGAUAAACGAUUUCAAACUUUAUCUUACUCAGACUGAGACAUAUGUUGACACUUACUUCCCUUUAGUGAAACAAUAUGAUUUCUAUCGAUGGUUGUGUGGUAUAAUCGCCUGCUGCUUGUUGAUCCUCAUCCUGGUCUUUUACUUCCUGGGGUUACUAUGUGGAGCCUGCGGUUUUAACAAGCACAAGACCCCCACCACCCGUGGCUGUGUGUCCAACACUGGAGGCAACUUCCUCAUGGCUGGCGUUGGAUUCAGUUUCCUGUUUUCCUGGGCAUUGAUGAGCUUAGUGGUUUCCACCUUUGUUUUGGGUGGAAAUGUAGAAAAAUUGGUCUGUGAGCCCUUUAAAGACAGGACUAUAUUUCAGGUUUUGGAUACUCCUUAUUUACUCAACGCCCAAUGGAAAAACUACCUUCCAGGUGUCCUGUUUAAAAAUGCUGAUGUUAAUCUCACCUUUAAACAAGUUUACAGUGACUGCAAAGAAAAUAAAGGCAUUUAUACCUCUCUGCAGCUUGAUAAAUUCUACAAUAUCAGCAAAUUUCUGGCCAUUAAUCAGUAUACCGAAGAUCUAACAUUUACAUUUGACAGUAUUAAAAUAAACCUUAGCACCAUAGUUUUACUGGAUGAAGUAGGAAAACAGAACCUUCUGAAUUUUAGUUUCUCAGGAAUAGAUGGAAUUGAUUUUGCUGCUUAUUUGACUGAGGUCAAUAAGAGUAUAACAAAAGUGGAUCUUUUGUCCUUUGCCAAUGAAUUGGAAGCAAGAGCAGAACAGUUGCCCAAAGGAGCUUUGGAAAAUGCCCUGAAAGGGCAUGCAAGCAACAUUCGGAUGAUCCAUCAUCAACAUGUGAUCCCUCUGGAGCAAGAAAUGAAAUAUGUUAAAGCCAGGAGCACUUUAAAUCAAAGUAUCAGGCUAUUACAAAAGACAUCAUCCGAGCUUAUGGUUAAAGUGUCUCAAGUCCUUGCCACUGUGGAAAGUGCUCAGCUCCUCAUUAAUAAUAAUGCGUCCUUUAUUAUUAUUGAGGAAACUAAGAAGUUUAUGGGUAUGAUCAUAGACUACUUUGAACAGUAUUUUCAGUGGGUCAAAGAUUCGAUCACCAUGGAUGUGGCAGCCUGCAAACCCCUUGCCAACAUCAUAGAUACUGCUGUUGAAAUGUUUCUGUGCAGCUAUAUCACUAACUCUAUGAAUGCGUUCUGGUUUGGCUUGGGAGGUGCCACCAUAUUUUUAGUUCCUGCUCUCAUUCUUGCCGUAAAGCUAUCCAAACAUUAUCGUCGAAUGGAUUCAGAAGAUGUCUAUGAUGAUGUUGAAACUUUACCCAUGAAAAAUAUGGAAAAUGGUAAUUAUGGUUAUCAUAAAGAUCAUUUAUAUGGUCUUCACAAUCCUGUUAUGACAAGUGCCAUGGAACAGUGGUAGAGGAUAUUGGGAGUGAAUGAGUCUCAAGAUGCCUACAUGGAAGAGAACAUAGCAUUCUACCUAUCUUCUAAUCUACAAGCACCUUUCAAAUCCAGUAUGGUUUUUGAUGACUUACUAGUCACACAGCUUUAAACCAAGGAACCGUAGGACGUCACAUGGGGUGCUAUGAUAUGAGCUAACAGACACGUGUUUCCGGACUAGAGCUCAAUCACCAGCACAUCUUUCAGGUUGACCACUGUUCGAGGCGACUGCUACUGGAUUUCAGAUGUUGUAGGGGGCGGGGGAAGAUGUUAGCUUUUGGUUUUUACUUUUUUACACUGGGUUUCUAUCUCAAAACCACCCAUACCUGUAUAUCGGCUCUGUUUAAUGCUAUUUUUCAGGGAACGACUACCCGUGUGUAAUUGUUCCAUUUGAUUUUGGGAAAUGCAUUAAACUGACAACGUUUACAUUUAAAAUACAUUUUAUAUGCAGUGAUUUUUGUAUAUAAACCUUUUGUUACCACAGUCUUAUAAGUGUUAAAAAAAAAAAACCAAACAAUCUUAGUAUUGAAUAAAUUACUUUCAAAAUGAGAAUAAACCAGCAUGAUCGGUGUUGAUUGUUGGUGCUGUUAAAGAAUCCGUUUUUUUACCAAAGUAUGUGUGUGAAUUCUACAGUAUGUCCUUUUGGGCCCAUAUGCCACCUGUAAGAUAUUUCUUCUACUCGUUAAAUGAUCGUUAAGAUCGUUUUGAAAAGAAUAUACAGAAGAAAAAUCUGAGAAUCAGAUUGAUUCUUCAUAGUAAUUUGAAAAAAAAAUUAAAAUAUAUAGGGUGCUUGGCUUUUUUAGGUCAUUGGAAACUGGGACGGUUUUUAAUAGAUGUCAACUCCAGGAGGAUGUAAAUUCAUCCGAUCUGUGAAUUUGGGAGAAAAAAGACUGAGGCUAUUUCUCUUGGAGGUGGCGCUUCCAGUCUAAUCGAGAUAUUCAGGAUGAUUUGGCCAUCAGAAUAAUUUGUAUGGAUUUCAAAUGACUCUACUAUUAAAAUGAGGCCAUCUGGAAAAUGGUCACAAUUUUCAGACAGACACGAUGCCAGAAGAGUACUAUUUGCCAGACACCCUGUUUUUCUGUUUCUGUGAUAAAUGAUUCUUUGGGAAGAGAUCCUAAAAAUUAGGUGAAAGCUCCUAAUGAUUGUUUGCUGUGAAUUUAUUUUUCUGCUAGAUGACUCAUAUAUCAGGUCAGAAGAGACCUCAUCUCAGAUAUGUAGCACAUGUGUAAAAUUAUUCAAAAUGUCAGGUUUUUUAAAAAGUUGUAUCUUUCACUUGAAAAUGAUGUCCCCCAAUUCAUUCCAAUAAAAAUAAGAUGGCCUACCUGA